Mytilus californianus (California mussel) is the source of this 3268-nucleotide messenger RNA. RefSeq lists its product as uncharacterized. Gene Ontology annotation, molecular function: calcium ion binding; Notch binding. Lineage: Eukaryota; Metazoa; Mollusca; Bivalvia; Mytilida; Mytilidae. The record is from RefSeq and is a predicted model, not a curated record. The coding region runs from base 1 to 3099 and encodes 1032 amino acids. The transcript has 26 exons.
AUGAACAUUCUAGAAGCACAAAGAGAAGCUGCAGCCGCAGGAGCAGAGGCACGUAUCUUAGAAUACGACGACAGUCAAGUGUUAUGCGACCUUCAUAACGAGACUGAAGACCCGCUCCAUUGUGUGCAAGACUUUGUUAAUAAACAUCCUAAACCAACUGCCAUACAGGAAGUGACAGCCCCUCAACAGAAAAAACAAACUCCUGUUAAGAUUGAGCUAAGUCAUGAAGCGCCAGACUUCGUGCCCUCCGUGGCAUUGAACCUGCCAUCACAGACACCUACGGUCUUGCCUACACAUGCUAAGUCACCGGAAGUUAAUGUAUUCCCAGAUCUGGGAACAAUAACUGGCAUAGAAAAACAGGGCGUUUCAGAAAAGAUCCCUGUUGCAUACCAAAAACUAGGCGUUUCAGAGGAGAUCCUUGCUGAAAACCAAAAACAGGACAUAAAUGCAUGUGCAUCUGGUCCAUGUGUCAACGGAGGUAGCUGUACAGAUGAAAUGAUUGGAUAUACAUGUACAUGUACAACCGGAUAUAUUGGAAGUAAUUGUCAAUACGGUUAUGUAGGAUAUUUCGGAAAAAAAGAAGGUUAUGGUAUAAAUGGUGGUGGAGCAUCUAUACAAAAACCAAGUUAUAAUGAACGGCCACUGAAGGAAAAUGAAAACCAUAAACUUUCAACUACUGUGAUCACAUUGAAUUCAACCACGACUUACUCUCCAGAAAUAUCUUCAGAGAUGACACUGAAGGUCGUGAGAAGAAAUGACAGCAAGGAGAAACAUUCUUCUUCAUUGUUUUCUCAACAAAUGAAUAAAAGCAUAAACGUGAACACGACAUUUGCAAGAAAAGGUUUCUCAGGAUCAAACCCAUUUUAUAGCACUGAUGACGAAGCAGAUAUAUCGAAUAACAUAUAUAAACAAGAAUUUCAAAAACAAAACACAGAAAAUAAGCUUUCUUCUUUUGAUAUGAUUGAGCCAGUGAACAAGACAUCGCAAGAUACAGUGGACGUACAAAGAGGAAAUGAAGGCACAAAGAGCAAAUCUUUUUCACUGUUUUCUCCCAAUGUAAAAGACACUCUGACAAUGAACACGAUGUCGCCAACUGCAGUGUACUCCGGAUCAAAAGAGUUAUACAGCACCGGAGAUGAAGAAUUCUCAGGUGAUAUUGUGUACUCCGGAUCAAAAGAGUUAUACAGCACCGAAAAUGAAAAAUUCUCAGGUGAUAUUGAAUCCUCAGGAUUAAAAAGGUUGAAUAUUACUGUCAAAGAAGAUUAUUUUGAGGAUAUGAACAUGUUUGACACAACAUCUGGGGUUUCUAUGAGUGUUGCUGCAUGUUCAGAAGCAGCAGAUACAUGUCAUGUCAACGCCAAGUAUGUCUACUUUGACAAAGCCGCCUAUUGCGAAUGCAUAGCACCGUUCUACGGGAAUGGAAUUCGAUGUUUGAAAACAGGGAAAAGACUAAUACUGAGAGGUAAAGUUAAUGGUGUAUUGAACAACAAAUUCAUAGAGAAUGUGGACUUACUUUCCUAUGUAUAUACAACCAAUGGACGAAUAGAAACACAUAUGAGGAGUACACAAAACACUGUGAAAACAAUGAUGAAAAUAUUGCAGCCGAUCGGUGACAUCAUUGGAUGGAUGUUUGCUGUUCCACAGGGGAAGAAGGCUAAAAAUGGCUUCAUGAUGACAGGUGGAGAACUGAACAGAACGGCUUUACUCAAGUAUCAGAGUGGCGAGACUGUGUUAAUUACACAACAGUUCUCUACUAUUUCGUCAGAGUUUAACGUUCAUACAUUUAUAAAAGGGACAGUUCCAGAUCCAGUGGAUAGUAUAUUAUUUAAUGAUUUCAUGGAACAGUACAAACGUGUUUCCAGAGGCGUUAUUAAAUCGUUUUCUACAAGAAAAUUUGAAAGGAAUUGGUUAAGGUCCAAUUUCACUGUGGACCAGACUAUAACGUUUAAUGAAUGCCAACACAGUCCAUUUAGACACAACCUGAACACUAUGAGACAUUAUGCUACCAGAAAUCUUGUUAUGAAUGAUAGAAAGAAUGAUGUUCUCCGAUUUUCCUCGACCAAUCAAAUCUAUAUGAAUACAUGUGCAUCCGAUUCAUGUGUCAACGGAGGUAGUUGUACAGAUGAAAUGAGUGGAUAUAGAUGUACAUGUAAAAUUCCGUUUUACGGAGUUAAUUGUGAAAUGGAAUUAGAAUUUUCUUACCUGUUGGCAAAAUCUGAAGGCGACGGUUAUGAUGAUAGAGUCCUUAACUUACCAGCACCCGUGUAUGACAAGAUAUAUUGGAAUACAUUGAAGAUAUAUGGAAAUGAUCCGUCUUCAACCACGAGUGACUAUCCUGAAAUGGUCUUAGGCAAACCUAUAAAUGAAUGUGCAUCUGGUCUAUGUGAACACGGAGGUAGCUGUACAGAUAAUGUGAAUGGAUAUACAUGUACAUGUGAAACCGGAUAUCGCGGAUUUAAUUGUGAAUACGAAGAAGUUCCAACUCAAAUCACAGAAAACAAUUCUUCUUCUUUUGAAAUGACUGUGGCAAUGAACAAGACAUCACAAAAUACAGUGGACGUACAAACAGGAAAUGAAAGCACAAAGAAUGAGACUUUUUCAUUGUUUUCUCCCAAUGUAGAAGACACUGUGACAAUAAACACGAUGUCGCCAGAAGAAGUUCAGAAUCAAAUCACAGAAAACAAUCCGUCUUCUUUUGAAAUGACUGUGGAAUUGAACAAGACAUCUCAAAAUACAGUGUACUCCGGUUCAAAAGAGUUAAACAGCACCAAAGAUGAACAAUUCUCAGGUGAUUUUGAAUCCUCAGGAUCAAAAAAGUUAAAUAUUACUGUCAAAGAAAAAUAUUUUGAGGAUAUUGGCAUGUUUGUGGAUGAAGAAGGAAAACGUGAAGGCACAAAUGCGUCAUUUUCCUUUUCAACCUUUACGGAAGACACUGUGACCAUGGUGACAAUGAACACGAGAUCGCCAACUGCAGAGAACAUCACUGCGAAAACACAUGCAACAAAGAAGGAACCUGAAAAUGGUGCUCUCCAGAGGAGAUCAGUUUUGAUGUGGAUUAUUGGCUGCUGUAUUAUGUCUGUUUGGUCUUUAUCUAGUUGAGGAUGGUUGAUUAAUAGAACAGAUAUAUAGUACCAGGAAGAAAACUUUUGCUUUAACUUUAUUUAAUUUAUUUUAGCUCUUGAUAAAAUGAUCACAAAAUUGAUUUUAUAUCUUUGAUUUUUAAAGAAUUAAGCUAUAAUGAAUUGAUUAUGAAAAUCAACAAAAUGAA